AUGAAAUACAGGAUAUGGCAACGUUUCCAGUUUUGCAACGAUCGGUGCAACGAUUGUUCGAUUGUCGAGUGUCCAGUUGGGGUGCAACAGCAUCGCAGGUUUGUGUCCGCUGGGGUUGCUGGGUGACUAGAGAUGUGAGACGUCGCCAGACUGUAGCCAAACAUGCUCCAAAGCGACUUCGCUUGAAAUCAAUCGCUGAAUGCCGACUACUGCCAGAGGAGCUGCGACAGAGAGCAGCAAGAGAAUUGCACGAGAUGCCAAGAGAUGGGAGUAUUACACGUAUCAGGAAUCGCUGUGUAUUGACUGGUCGACCUAGAGGAGUACUGACAGACUUUCGCCUGUGUCGUCACGCGUUUAGGAGAUUAGCUGAUUCCUCUCAGUUGCCAGGCAUUACCAGGUCGUCAUGGUGAUUACAGAAAAAUUACAUUAUGUGUACAAACAGGAUAGUCUUGUGGAGUGGAUUAUAUUGAUACCUAUAGCUACUUUUACUGUCACAUUCAUUAUUGCACAGUGGAUACAAAUAAAGGAUACGAUAACUGAAA
This is a messenger RNA of Corticium candelabrum, 542 nucleotides long. RefSeq names its product small ribosomal subunit protein uS14-like. Lineage: Eukaryota; Metazoa; Porifera; Homoscleromorpha; Homosclerophorida; Plakinidae. Gene Ontology annotation, molecular function: structural constituent of ribosome. Gene Ontology annotation, cellular component: mitochondrial small ribosomal subunit; ribosome. Bases 15 to 410 code for a protein of 131 amino acids. The transcript is spliced from 2 exons. The record is from RefSeq and is a predicted model, not a curated record. Gene Ontology annotation, biological process: translation.